Messenger RNA from Filobasidium floriforme, 1428 nucleotides. RefSeq names its product general substrate transporter. Gene Ontology annotation, cellular component: membrane. Lineage: Eukaryota; Fungi; Basidiomycota; Tremellomycetes; Filobasidiales; Filobasidiaceae. The annotation marks the transcript as partial. The transcript has 10 exons. Gene Ontology annotation, molecular function: carbohydrate:proton symporter activity. The record is from RefSeq and is a predicted model, not a curated record. Gene Ontology annotation, biological process: transmembrane transport; carbohydrate transport.
UACCUCGGUUUCACGAUCAGUAUUCCGGGAUCGAUCAUUGCUAAUCCAGGGUUCAUCGACGUAUUUGGGACCAAGACGGAUCCGGUAACCGGCGCCAAAGCUCUGAAUGCGGUCCACGUUUCGCUCUGGGGCGGAACUCAAUUCAUCGCCCAGGUCGUCUUCCAAGCCUUGUCUCCGUUGACCUCGGACCGGUUUGGAAUCAAGAUCAACCUUUACUUGCUGACAGGAGGCAUGUUGAUCGCCAUCAUUAUCGAGAUUGUCGCCAAGAACUGGGCAGUAUUCCUCGUGGCCAAAAUCUUUUCUGGAUUGGCAGCCGCCUACAUUGGUACCGGUGUGAUCACCUACUUGACCGACAUCUCGAUACCCCCCUUGCGCGGGGCAUUGAUCGCCGGAUUCUCGUUCUCGUUCGCACUGGGGCAGUUGUUUGCCGCGAUCGGUCUGCAGAUUCUGAACCAGACCAAUCCUUGGGCGUUUCGACACGCGUUCUACUCGGAAUUCGUCCUACUCGGAAUCUGGUUGGUUCCUUGUAUCAUCCUCCCCGAAUCGCCGGUAUGGCUGAGCCGUAAAGGCUACCACGACAAGGCCAAGAAGAGUUUACGUUUCCUCAUCGGUAACGUGGAAGGCUACGAUCUCGAGCACGAAUACGCGGUAUUGCAACGGGAGAUCAGCGAGUCGGACAGAAUCCUCGAGGGCGACGGCAACAAGUCGAGCCAGUGGUUGCUCGUGCUCAAGGGGACCAAUCUCAAAAGAAGUUUGAUCUCGGCAUUGCCCCUGUGCAUUCAGAGCUUUGUCGGCGUUCCUCUCGUAUUGGGUUACGCUACCUACUUUUUCCAGAUCGUUGGUCUCGACGAUGUCUUCACCGCCAACUUGAUCGUUUACGCCGUGCUAUUGUUCGGCAUCCUAUGCUCGUUCUACCUGGUAGAACGCGCUGGACGUCGAUCGCUGGUCUUGUUCGGGUCGACGGCAUGCGGCAUUUGCGUAAUCUGCAUCGGCGCUUUGGGGACUAUCACGAGCCAAAGUGGGUCCGUUGGAAGUGCCUUGAUCGCCUUGAGCUGUGUCUGGGUGUAUUCCUAUGCCCUGUCGUUGGCUCCGAUCGGCUGGAUCUUCGUGGGCGAAGUGUCAACCUCGGGGCUCAGGAGCAAGACAGCGGCGUUUGCGACCCUGCUCUCGUCGCUCAUUCAGAUCGUGUUUUCCUAUACUGUACCGAUCAUGUUGUCCGACCAACAAGCCGGAUGGGGUCUUUAUAUCGGCUUCUUCUUCGGUGGUCUGACCGCCAUCUUCGUGGUCGUAUCCUACUUCUAUGUACCCGAGACCAAAGGGAGGUCCAGUUCCGAGUUGGACGAGCUGUUCGAGCGGGGCAUCUCGUGCCGCAAGUUUGCGCAGACCAAGACGGCGGUGCAGUUGGCGAGGGAGCAACAAGGAGAGUAG